This is a messenger RNA of Pyricularia grisea, 3017 nucleotides long. RefSeq lists its product as uncharacterized. Gene Ontology annotation, cellular component: MBF transcription complex; SBF transcription complex. The transcript is spliced from 4 exons. Lineage: Eukaryota; Fungi; Ascomycota; Sordariomycetes; Magnaporthales; Pyriculariaceae. The record is from RefSeq and is a predicted model, not a curated record. Bases 1 to 2829 code for a protein of 942 amino acids. Gene Ontology annotation, molecular function: protein binding; DNA binding; transcription coactivator activity.
AUGUUCCCCGCGGCGCGGCCACCGCCAGUUCGAUCAAAGAGAAAGCAGCAGGGUAGGAUUGGUAACGACGGCGACGGCGACGGCGACGGCGAAAGCGACGACAUUGGCGGUAGUCCGGGUCAAUGUGGUGUUAUGGCGUCGACGACAGUCGCCGGUAACUCGUCAUUCGUCUCACAGCAGCACCCCGGCAAUCUCCACUUGGCAAAUCUGCAAUCGCAAUCUCAAGGCUUCCACCGCCAGAAUAGCACCUCGAGCGUUCCUUCGACGGCAUCCUUCGACCCGCCGAAUGGGAGCAUAGCGAACACCGGUUCUCAGAAACAUCAGCCAAUGUCAUCGCAACAAUCCCAACCACCUGCAUCCCAGCAGUCUUUCAGCAUGAGCCAGGCGGGUUCGCAACCACAGCCUAGCCAGUCAUCUUUUCGCAGCUACUCGGAUCAAAAUGUAUCACAGCAACCUCAAGAAGCAAGCCCAAUAUAUACGGCCGUCUACUCCAAUGUUGAAGUAUACGAGUUCGAAGUCAAUGGCGUUGCUGUUAUGAAGCGCAUAGGCGAUUCUAAGCUCAAUGCGACACAGAUUCUCAAGGUCGCAGGUGUUGAAAAGGGAAAACGCACCAAAAUCCUUGAAAAGGAGAUCCAGACUGGCGAACACGAGAAGGUCCAAGGAGGCUAUGGCAAGUACCAAGGCACAUGGAUCAAGUAUGAGCGUGCGCUCGAAGUAUGCCGUCAAUAUGGCGUCGAGGAGCUGCUGCGGCCUCUACUAGAAUAUAACAGGAAUCCUGAUGGAAGUGUCAGCCAAGCAAACCUCAACACACCCACCAAGGAACAAGCCAUGGCAGCCCAGCGUAAAAAGAUGUACAAUUCAGGUGCGGACAACCGAAACAACAAUGGCGGCGGUACAUUCUUCAAGAACAUAUCACAAACAGCACAUAGUGCCAUGACAGCCAUAAGCAAAGCGCGCUUCGACUCGCCAGGCCCUCGCGGCCGCAAUGGGCCUACCAGAGCUCCAAGCUUUCAACGCCAACCCUCAACCCAGAGCAUGGAGGAUUUCCAUGGCGGCAACUCGCAAGCAAGUAACUUUGCGGAGAACUUCCCGCCGCAUGACGUCAACAUGGCUUUCUCGGCUGGCAGCGAGCCACAACCCGGCGGCGUAAACGGCACCGAGCCUCCGCGCAAGCGCCAGAGAAUGGACAUGACGCCAGCAAACAGCUUUGGAGCGUAUGCAAACAACAGUCAGAUGCAGGCUUAUGCGGAUGCGUUCCCUGGAUCACCAACAGAACCCAACGAUUCUUUCAUAUAUACCCAGCAUGCUGCAGCCCACGACACCCUCCUUCAGCAACAACACGAUCAACAAAUCCCUCUCCAGCCCCUCCCCUACGAGCAAUCCGUAGAGGCGGAGAAUAAACGGAGCAUGCUCAUGAGUAUCUUUAUGAACGAUGGCAUGUCGGAGCAGGCCAGGGUAGACACGCUGCGGCAAAUACAUCCGCGAGAUCUUGACAUGCCCAUCGACUCGCAAUGCCACACGGCCCUCCAUUGGGCAGCAACUCUAUCACGAAUGACGAUCCUUCGCCGUCUGAUAGAAGCUGGUGCCAGUCCCUUCAGGGUCAACACCUCUGGAGAGACGCCCUUGAUGCGUGCUUGCAUCGUUACGAACUCGCAUGACAAUGACAGCAUGCCCGCGAUACUCGAUAUUCUAGGGAAUACAAUGGAGGUCAGAGACAGUAAAGAAAGGACGGUACUGCAUCACAUCGCCCUUACCAGUGCGGUCAGUGGUCGUAGCGCGGCUAGUCGAUAUUAUUUGCAAUGUUUGCUGGGGUGGGUUGUCAGACAAGGCGCCGCUAAUGGCGGCCAGUCGAGCAGCCAGACAUUCAACGGUGGAGGAACUGUAUCGCAGUCUCAGAAUGCUACUCGGCUCGACCUGGGGCGCUUCAUGAGCGAGAUGCUCAACGCACAAGACUCUGCAGGCGAUACGGCUCUAAACAUUGCAGCACGCAUAGGUAACCGGAGUAUCAUUUCACAGCUCCUUGAGGUCUGUGCAAGCCCGCACAUUGCCAAUCGUUCAGGCCUCAGGCCGACAGAUUUCGGCAUCGGAGUCGACUCUGACGGCGCCAUCAAAACAAAAGGUGACAGCGGGGGCGGCGAUGUAGAGAAUGGAGACGUUGGAGGCAGCAGUCAGAAGAGCAACGAAAGCAGCAAUGAGAUCGUAACCUCAAUUACACAUCUCCUUACAGAAACUUCAGCAAAUUUCCAAGAAGAAAUUAAAAACAAACAGAAGAACAUAGAUUCACUACACGCCACCUUGCGAUUGACAACGACUGACGUCAACGAUUUGCGUCGCAAGCUCGAUGAGGCUCAGGCUAGAGUGAAGGCACAGCAGCUGGCAAGGCAAAAGGUCUCCAAUCUUCAACGCGCCGAGGAGCGCGAGCGGUAUCGGCUCACUCAGCUGGAGCAGACAACUGGAAGGCGCGACAUUGCGUCCGCCAAUGGUUGGGAGGCCGAGUCCAACACAUUACUGGCAACAAUCAACGCGACGACCAAUGGUGAACCAGACGCAGACGCCAAGCUUCCCUCGUCAGCAUUACUACGCGCACGGAUCGAGGCUGUCAAGAAACAGACGGAGAGCACACGGCAAAGUGUCGUUGCGCUCAAGGGGCGCAGUCGAGAGGUUGAGGGUCGGUACAGGCACCUGGUGGCGCUGGCAACCAAAUGUCGUGAUGAGGAUGUCGAUUCGACCAUGGAGGGUCUGCUAAAGGCUGUUGAGAGCGAGAAGGGUGAGUUGGAGAUUGGGAGAGUGAGAAGGUUUUUGGGUGGCGUAGAAGGGGUCAUCGGGUGAGGAUUGAUUGUGGUUCCUUGCUUGCGAAAGCGUUGGGCAUGAGCAGGCUGCUUUCUCAUUUGUAUCUUUUAUUAAGACCUCGUUUCUUGUACCAAGGAUUAUGGGCGUGGAAACAUAGGGUAUGUGUCAUGGCUGGCGUUUUGAGAGUACAAAGAUGUACGGGCUAAGUUUAAUAUAUUUUCAGCGUG